UCGGACUCGUUUCCUUUCCAAACUCGCCUCUCCAGCGGAGGAGUUCAAAUAAGGAUCGAAAGAAGAAGAAAGACGAAAUCGAUCCCUUUCUUUUUAAGCAAGAAGAAGACGAAUAAAAAUAAACUAAAGUAAGAGGAAAUCUCUCUGUGUUUGGGACAAGAAUUCGGUGAAAGAAGACCGAGAAAGAAGAGAACAAUCAUCCGGUGCAGUUGCUUGUACGAUUUUAGAGUGUCGCGGAGCAGGAGUUGCGUGCUUUGGGUAAUUAAGCAGUGUAUUGGAGAUGGCCGAUAACAAAGAAAACACCUCCAAGAAUCCAGAUACCAUUGGUCUACAAAAACAAUGGGAUGAGGUUCUGUGCCCCAUCUGCAUGGAUCAUCCUCACAAUGCUGUGGUUCUCAUAUGCACUUCAUAUGAAAAAGGUUGCAGAUCUUACAUUUGUGAUACAAGUUACAGGCAUUCAAAUUGCCUCGAUCAAUUCAGAAAAUUGAGAAUGAGCUCUAGUGACAGCCCAUCUGGUUCCACCUCUACCAUCCUUGAGAAUGUUGAUUCAGGGAGAUCUCGCUUGGGCUCUCCUUACACCCUAGAAUCUGCUUCCUUUCCUGGCGCCCUAGGGACAAGAACAGACAUAGAGACCCAUGGUGGUUACAGUUUUAAUGAUAGAACGACUACUGGUUUAGUCGAAGACUUAGACAACACUGGGGAUAGACAAGCACAAGAUAGAUAUUUAGCAUCUCAGGUAGAAGCAAAUGUUAGUUUUGAUGAAUCUGGUGGUGGUAAUGCACCAGAAGACAAUUGCUUGAAGUGCCCUCUCUGCCGGGGUGUUGUACUGGGUUGGAUGAUUGUUAAAGAAGCUAGACAGUAUCUGGACCAGAAGCUAAGAAGCUGCUCCAGGGAAUCAUGCUCAUAUUCUGGAAACUACCAGGAGCUUCGUAUACAUGCCAGGAGAAUCCAUCCAACGACAAGGCCUGCUGAGGUUGAUCCAUCAAGGCAACGUGCUUGGCGCCACCUAGAACACCAGCAGGAGUAUAGUGACAUCCUCAGUGCCAUCAGAUCAGCAUUGCCAGGGUCAGUUGUAUUUGGGGAUUAUGUUAUCAAUGAUGGGGAGAACCUGUCAGGUGAUCGGAAUGCACCGUGGUGGCCUACGCUUCUGCUGCUUCACAUGAUCAGUGGUCCAAUAGGUUCAUCAUUUGAUGAACGGAGAAGCUCUUCAAGGGCUGGGAGGGCUCGUCGGCGCUCCUCAACACGCCGCUACUUAUGGGGUGAGAACUUGUUAGGCCUACAAGAGGAUGAUGGUUGGAACUCAGAUGACAACAUCCUGAUAUCAAGGAGGCGUAGGAGGAUAAUGAGAUCAAGACGGGAUGAGGAACAGCAGCCAUGAGGUUAUUUGCUUUUCAGCUGUUUCUGGUGUUCUAUGAAUUCUUUUGCUUGCUUCUUCUUCUUCUUCUCCACUAAGGAUCGGCUUUGCAAUACUGUUCCAGUUGUUUACACUGCAUUUAGUCUCUACUGAUGCCACUCAGAUCAUGAUAUCGGGAAUCUUGGUAGCAGUUUCGGAUUUGUGGACUCUUCACAAAAGCAUUAUUUGCUGACAAAGUGGCUAUCAUUGUUGAUCAUUUGUGACCAAACCUAAUGAUAUCAGCUAUUUCAAGCCUCCUAUAUGUUAAAAUUGGUCACAGACAAAAUUGUAUCUCAGGUUAGAUAUGCCUUUUCUAGCGGUCAUAAUCAUGUGUAGCAAAACUUUAUUUUUUACUGUAUAACUAAUGCAAUUCCAAAAUUAUAACAAUGUCGGUUGAUCUUGGAUUUGUA
Molecule: messenger RNA, 1803 nt
Organism: Musa acuminata AAA Group (dessert banana)
Lineage: Eukaryota; Viridiplantae; Streptophyta; Magnoliopsida; Zingiberales; Musaceae
Exons: 3
Coding region: 281-1378 (365 amino acids)
Source: RefSeq, a predicted model, not a curated record